AAGAAUGCUCCGGAUCUCAUGGACUGAACGCCGUACAAACGUCUCUAUUCUUGAGGAACUCGGCAUCAAAACGCGACUCUCCACUAUUUGCACCCAACGUGUGCUGGGUUUCUUCGGCCAUCUGAGCAGGACCGCACCAGAUAGUCUAGAGAAGCUCACAAUCACGGGACGCAUGGCAAGGAAGCGAAGAAGUGGAAGCAUGGGCACGCGUUGGGCAGACAGAAUAACGUCUGUGACAAAGACCACUUUGCAGGCUAGCAUGCACCGGGCCCAGGAUCGAGUGGCGUGGAGACAACUGGUGAAGAGCAUCCACAUUCGUCACGUCCCUCAGUCAUGA
Molecule: messenger RNA, 337 nt
Organism: Leguminivora glycinivorella
Lineage: Eukaryota; Metazoa; Arthropoda; Insecta; Lepidoptera; Tortricidae
Exons: 1
Coding region: 5-337 (110 amino acids)
Source: RefSeq, a predicted model, not a curated record